Molecule: messenger RNA, 354 nt
Organism: Fusarium poae
Lineage: Eukaryota; Fungi; Ascomycota; Sordariomycetes; Hypocreales; Nectriaceae
Exons: 2
Coding region: 1-354 (117 amino acids)
Source: RefSeq, a predicted model, not a curated record
AUGUUCAGAACAAAGGGAAGCACUACGCCGCUUGUGCGCACCUCCCGUUGGCCUCACAACGACAUUGCUACUGAGGAGGAUGGUUUCUAUAACGAAGUACGACAGAUGUCAGGAAGACUAGAAGAGAUCCCACUUACCCAAGAUGAGCGAGUCUGGAUACGAGUGCCUGUUUCAGUCUUCAUGUUCCUCAUCUACAACCCACUGUCAAGGCUUUUUCGACCUCUGUUUACAACUCCCCAUGGCCUUUUGGGACUUCUCAUUGUCUUUUUACUCGUCCUGAUUCCUCUUUUUAUUACGUCGGGGUGUCUUUCAAGCAUUACCAAGCCAUAUCCACACAACCAUUCGAAAAACUGA